AUGUAUCAGCCAGACAUAGCUCCCCUCAUUCCCUGUGGUUUUUUCACUUCUAGCCCAAGAGGCCCAGGAGCAAACCUGGAGGAGAGACCUGGAGAAAGCUGGAAACAUGCUGCCCUUGGGCACUGCGAAGAAGCAGAUUCAGCUCCUGAGAUGACUGUCAGCGCACAUGAGGGGGAUGGGCAUCCCCAAAUCUGCCGUGUAUGCGGGGACAAGGCGACUGGCUAUCACUUCAAUGUCAUGACAUGUGAAGGAUGCAAGGGAUUUUUCAGGAGAACCAUGAAACGCAACACCCGGCUGAGGUGCCCCUUCCGGAAAGGCACCUGCGAGAUCACCCAGAAGACCCGGCGACAAUGCCAGGCCUGCCGCCUCCGCAAGUGCCUGGAGAGCGGCAUGAAGAAGGAGAUGAUCAUGUCGGAUGCGGCUGUGGAGCAGAGGCGGGCCUUGAUCAGGAGGAAGAAGAGAGAACGGACGGGCACUCAGCCCCUGGGAGCCAAGGGUCUGACUGAGGAGCAGCAGACAAUGAUCAGAGAGCUGAUGGAUGCUCAGAUGAAAACCUUUGACACCACCUUCUCCCACUUCAAGGAUUUCCGGCUGCCAGAAGUGCUCAGCAGUGGUCAUGGGAUCCCGGAAUCUCUGCAGACUCCGUCAGGGGAAGAAGCUGCCAAGUGGAGCCAGAUCAGGGAAGAUCUGUGCUCCCUGAAGGUCUCUCUGCAGCUGCGGGGGGAAGAUGGCAGCGUCUGGAACUACAAACCCCAAGCUGACAGCAGUGGGAAAGAGAUCUUCUCCAUGCUGCCCCACAUGGCUGACAUGUCAACCUACAUGUUCAAAGGCAUCAUUAACUUUGCCAAAGUCAUCUCCCACUUCAGGGACUUGCCCAUCGAAGACCAGAUCUCCCUGCUGAAGGGGGCCACCUUUGAGCUCUGCCAACUGAGAUUCAACACGGUGUUCAACGCAGAGACCGGUACCUGGGAGUGCGGUCGGCUGUCCUACUGCUUGGAGGAUCCUGCAGGUGGCUUCCAGCAGCUUCUCCUGGAGCCCGUGCUGAAAUUCCACUACAUGCUGAAGAAGCUGCAGCUGCACAAGGAGGAGUAUGUGCUGAUGCAGGCCAUCUCUCUUUUCUCUCCAGACCGCCCUGGUGUGACGCAGCGCCGCGUAGUGGACCAGCUGCAGGAGAGCUUCGCCCUGGCCCUGAAGGCCUACAUUGAGUGCAAUCGGCCGCAGCCUGCCCAUCGGUUCCUGUUCCUGAAGAUCAUGGCCAUGCUCACCGAGCUCCGCAGCAUCAACGCCCAGCACACCCAGCGUCUGCUGCGUAUCCAGGACAUACACCCCUUUGCUACCCCUCUCAUGCGGGAGCUGUUCAACAUCACAGAUGGCUGA
Molecule: messenger RNA, 1377 nt
Organism: Suricata suricatta (meerkat)
Lineage: Eukaryota; Metazoa; Chordata; Mammalia; Carnivora; Herpestidae
Gene: NR1I2
Product: nuclear receptor subfamily 1 group I member 2
Exons: 9
Coding region: 1-1377 (458 amino acids)
Biological process (GO): cell differentiation; positive regulation of transcription by RNA polymerase II; negative regulation of transcription by RNA polymerase II
Molecular function (GO): RNA polymerase II cis-regulatory region sequence-specific DNA binding; zinc ion binding; nuclear receptor activity
Source: RefSeq, a predicted model, not a curated record